CGCGGCUGCCAAGGUAUUUAAGGUACCGUGAACCGGCGGCGCACGAGUAGUUCACUUCUGUUCGGUGCGGUGUCGCGGUGAUUUUGAGGGGACAGAAGAGAAAGAAAGGGAGAAAGAAGAAACAGGGGACCAGGGAAAAACGGGAGAAAAGAACGGCGCUCGGGACUCGCACAUCGCUCGAUCUUCGAGGGUGCGAGAGACCAGCCAAAGAAAUAAGAAUUUCGGUGUGCAACUUGGAUCCUUGUUAAAAAAAAAAAAAAAAAAGAAAAGAAAAGAAAACGAUAGUUAACGAUAGUUUGUCGAUCGGUAGUUUUUAGAUCGCGAUCUGCCGAACCCGUGAUCACCACGGGACGUCCCCGUCGAGAGACGUUACGCUAUCCUUUCGAAGAGUGAGACCGAAGGUUCAUCGACUCUAAUAAUAGUUCCACGGGAAGAUCUCGAAGUACGAUUAUAACCGCGACACGUAAAGAAUUUUCGAAUCGAAUCGAAACCGGCCACGCGUCCAUCCGGAAGAACACGUCGCCGGACAGGAUCGUCAGGGUCGUCUGCCGUUGACGACCAUCCUGGAUAGGAAACGGAAAAAGGUUGCCGACAUGUCGGCCUUGAACGCCGGGCCUUGUCGACCCGGGAUUAUACUCUGUUUGGCUGUUCUACUGGCAUCGCAAUCCAAUUCUGCGCCCGUAUAUGACCAGGAUACCACACAAGUAGCAGAAUACGAUGGAACCACAGCUGGAUGCUACUAUAACUUUCAACACUACGCGGAGGGCGCUAGAAUCAUAACGAACGAGCCAUGCCUGAAUUGCACGUGUCACAAUCGAAUGCUGAUGUGUUACUUGAGGGUUUGUCCCUUCACCAAGGCGAUUGGCCAAGACUGCACGGUUGAAAAACGCCCGGAUCAGUGUUGUCCUGUCAUAACCUGCCCAGAAGUGCCGGUACAACUGUUGACCUCGACUACUAGCGCGCCAGCAAUUUCCGGUUCUACAGCGAUCGGUUUCCACGACAAUUAUGGAUGCAAUGUUGACGAUCGGUUCUACGCGGAUGGUGCCCAAUUACCUACCGACCCUCAGAAUCCUUGCGAACUCUGCUACUGUAUCAGGAAUAGGACUACUUGCGUCAUGCAGGAAUGUACUUUACGUGUGGCUGGAUGCAGGCCUGUUUAUCAACCGGGAAUUUGUUGUCCUGUCAAAUAUAAUUGCGAAUACGACGAGGAACUCGCCACGACGGUUGAACCAACGCCCGGUCUAAUUAUGACUACCACGAUGGCCCCAGGAGCAACACCGCAGUGCUACCACGAAGGAAAAGUUUACGAGGACGGUGACUUGAUCUACUCGACCCAGCCCUGUCAGCAUUGCUAUUGUUUCCGCGGUGACAUCGCAUGCGCUGUGCAAGAUUGCGGAACACCGAUGAAAACUCAUGGAAAGAAUUGCACAGCCUUACCACCGCCGGAAGGAGAGUGUUGCCCGACUACGUAUCAGUGUGAAGAAGAUGGACAUGGUGGACUCGUUACAUUACCUAGAGGCGAGGAAUCAUCUACUGAGGAACGCGUUCCAGAGACUACAGUUGCAACUGUGACAACAGCUGAGAAAGAAGCACUGCAUCCUGAAACAACAGAAGAGACCUUCCCAGGUUCUGACAACGUCAUUCCUCAAGAUCACGAAACUGUAACCACUCAAGCGCCAGUUGAAAGCGAGCCGUCUACAGAAGAACCCAAAAAAGAAGUUCCUUCUCUGGAAGAAACCGCUGCUCCAGAAACUCCAACAACUCAAAAAGAAACUGAAGGUACUGUAGCAGUGACAGAAGCAUCUAGCGCAGCACCAAAAUUAACUGAAUCUCCCGAGGGAACAAAGGCCGAAGCGACGGAAGCACCAUCCGUAGAAGAAAAGGGCGAAGAAAUGGUUACUACACCUGCAGAAGAAACUACUCGAGAAGUCACCGAAAUAUCAGUUCCAGAAGAAGUACCAGAAUCGUCACCAAAACUGGAAACUACGCCGCAAGAGGUAACUACGGCAAGAGGGGAAGAAAGACCAGAGGUAGUUACUGAACAAGCAAUACCAGAAGAAACACAAACUGAAAGUAAACUGCCUGAAGAAACACAACCUGAAUUGCCAAGCGAAGAGAAACCAACGAAAGAAAGUGUGACUGUUUCGGAGAAAGAACCAAGUGUUACUGAAGAGACAGUACCUACAGAGGAGCAUCUAGUGGAAGAAGCUAAGAUGCCUACGCAAGCACCAGAGGUUCCAAGCGAAGCACCAGAAGUUCUCAGCGAAGAAAAGGGAACAUCUCCAGUUUAUGCGACAACAGUUAAAACAUUGGGCGAAGGGGAAGUAACUGAAGCAGUCAAAAAGACUGAAACUCCUGCCACUGAAUCAGAACAGGGACUGUCUACAGAGGCACCCAUUGAAGAGAAACCGGAAGAAGCCGCAACACCUGAGACUGAAGUAACAACUGAGAAACCUAUUGAAGAGGUUCCAAGCACAGAACAAGUUCCCCAACAACCUGAGCAAGUUCUCGAAGAAGAAAAGGAGAAACCAAUGGAAGUGAGCACGGAGCAAUUACCUACAGAAGAGCCUGCAGCGCCAGUAGAACACGGUGCAGAAGCAAAACCUACAGAAGUACCAGUAGAAGAGAAACCAGAACAACCAGUAUUUGGACACAAGGUUCCUGAAAUGCCUGGUCUGGCUCCCAAGAAAGAAGAUAUGAUUCCUCCUGAAGUACCGGAAACUAGUGAGCAUCCAGCUGUAACAGAAGAGUACCACAUGGAAGAGGAAGCUCCUAUAAUUCCAGAACGUGGUCCACCAGGUAUCUCGAUUACGGAACGUGUACCAGAGAGCAAAGCAGAAGAUAAGGAUGCAGUAACCGAAAUUUACGUUACGGAAGGUUAUGUUGACAUGAAGCCACCAGAGUUCCAUGUACCAAGCAGUCUCGUAACUGAAGCACCUGAACAGAAAGGUUCGUCCAUGUAUGUACCUACAAUUUACGAAACAACGAUUGCUCCUAAACAAGAAGCUGUUCCUAUAGAAGAAGGAACUACGGCGGAAGCGCAAUUGCCCGAAGAAGGGCCUUCGUCCACCUCGAUUGCGCCAGAAAAGACUACAGAAGGUGUUCCUCCGGUUACGGAAGCUGGUGAAGUUCCGGGUGAAGAGAAAGAGGUAGCAGAAGCUGCUGCGAAGGGCACUGAACCUAGCCCUGCAACAGAGAUUUCAACAUCAGGCCCGGAAGUUCCAAAGGAAGUACCACAAGAAACUGAACAGCCUAGUUUGCCAGAGGAACAGAGUACUGAGACAUCGUCUACCGAAGUUCCACCGACAAAAGAGUCUUCUGAAGAAGAAGAGUUACCGACAAAGAGACUGACUUACGAAGAAUCUGGAGAAACCUCUUCCGAAGAAGUGAACGAUUCAAGCGAAGAAAUUACUGCUUCCAAACAGAAACCAGCUGAAGGAACCGAGAAAGCACCUGAAGAACAUGUAUCUGAAACAUCGGUUCCAACUCCAGCUGAAAUACCUGUAACAGAAGAAUAUCCAACUGAGCAACCAGCUGUCGAAGAACAAACCGUAGAAACUGAGAAAGUAAGUACAGAAGGUGUACCAAUGGCACCUACAGAAGUCAACGAAGUUCCGGAGGAGAAACCUGCUACAGAACAAGAAGAACAAGGUACUGUUGCGCCGGGAGUAGCUUUGCCAAGCGAAAAGCCUGGUAUUAGUUCGGGAGCUCCUGAAGAACAGGCUACUGAGAAACCAAUUACUGAAGAGGAAGCUCCAGUUACUAAGCAAGCUGAGGACGAAACAAUAAGUAUAACACAAAUACCCCCCGGCGAAGGUGAACGACCUGAAGCAAGUGAGAAACCUGUCUUUGAAGAAAUGCCAAAAGAAACAACGAUUUCAGAACUCGAAGGUUCGCCAGUAACUCAGGAAACGACGGAGGCUGAGGAACCAACGGAAGGCACUCUAACAGUUGAAGGUCACACAACAAUGGAGCCAGAAGAACAGAAACCAGAAGCACCAGAGGCUAGUGAACAACCAGCUCUUGAACAAACUGAAGCACCGAUAACCAAAGAAACAUCGUCUGAAGGAGUAGUGCACGAAGAACAAAAAACGGAGGAGCCAACGAAAGAAGAGGGCCCAACUGAAGGACCAGUGACUCCAUCUCCAUCGACAGAGGAAUCAAUGACUGAAGGAUUAGGAAACGAAGGAACACAAACUCCUAUAGAGGAGCAUCCGCCAACUAAACCUCCUAUUAGUGAACGUAAAGAAGAUGAAAUGGGUGCAGAAAAGCUGCCUGAGGUGGAAAAAGACGUUCAGAAGCCAUCUCUUGAAGAAGAGAAGCCAACUGAAAAGCCUGUAGAAGAAGAAGAAACUGCUGCGCCAGGAGAAGCUCAAAUAACUGAAAGACCUCUUGAAGAUCAUAAACCUGUUGAGAAACGACCAAUCGAGGGACCUGCAGAAGAAGAGCAACAUGCAGAAGAAGAGAAACCAACUGAAGAACCUGUUGAACAAAAACCUGAAGAAGAAGAGAAGCCAAGUGAAAAACCAGAGGAAGAAGGAAAGACAGUGGAAGAGGAGAAAUCAACAGAACGUCCUAUUGAAGAGGAGAAACCAACUGAAGGACCUGUUGCAGAGGAAAAACCAACCGAAGGUCCUAUUGCAGAGGAGAAACCAACUGAAGGACCUGCUGUAGAGGAGAAACCAACUGAAGCGCCUGCUGUAGAGGAGAAACCAACUGAAGCGCCUGCUGUAGAGGAAAAACCAACUGAAGGACCUGCUGCUGAGGAAAAACCAACUGAAGGACCUAUUGCAGAGGAAAAACCAACUGAAGGACCUGUUGCAGAGGAGAAACCAACUGAAGGAGCUGUUGUUGAGGAGAAACCAACUGAAGGUCCUGUUGCAGAGGAAAAACCAACCGAAGAGUCCGUUGCAGAGGAAAAACCAACCGAAGAGUCCGCUGCAGAAGAAAAACCCACUGAAGAGCCUGUUGCAGAAGAGAGACCAACUGAGCAGUCUGUUCCAGAAGGAAAACACACUGAAACACCUGCUACAGAGGAGAAAUCAACUGAAGGACCUGUUGCAGAGGAAAAACCAACUGAAGGACCUAUUGCAGAGGAAAAACCAACUGAAGGACCUGCUGGAGAGGAGAGACCAACUGAAGGACCCGUUGUAGAAGAGAAACCAUCUGAAGGUCCUGGUGCAGAGGAGAAACCAACUGAAGGUCCUGGUGCAGAGGAGAAACCAACUGAAGGACUUGCUGUAGAGGAAAAACCAACUGAAGGACCAGUUGCAGAGGAGAAACCAACUGAAGGACCAGUUGCAGGGGAGAAACCAACUGAAGGACCAGUUGCAGAGGAGAAACCAACUGAAGGACCAGUUGCAGAGGAGAAACCAACUGAAGGACCAGUAGCAGAGGAGAAACCAACUGAAGGACCAGUAGCAGAGGAGAAACCAACUGAAGGUCCUGGUGCAGAGGAGAAACCAACUGAACGUCCUGGUGUAGAGGAGAAACCAACUGAAGGACCUGCUGUAGAGGAGAAGCCAACUGAAGGUCCUGCUAUAGAGGAAAAACCAAGUGAAGGACAUGUUUCAGAGGAGAAACCAACUGAAGGACCUGCUGGAGAGGAAAAACCAACUGAAGGACCUGUUGCAGAAGAAAAACCAAUUGAAGGACCUAUUGCAGAGGAGAAACCAACCGAAGGGCCUGUUGCUGAGGAAAAACCAACCGAAGGACCUAUUGCAGAGGAAAAACCAACCGAAGGACCUAUUGCAGAGGAAAAACCAACUGAAGGACCUGUUGCGGAGGAGAAACCAACCGAAGGGCCUAUUGAAGAGGAGAAACCAACUGAAGGACCUGCCGUAGAGGGAAAACCAACUGAAGAAUCUGUUGCAGAGGAAAAACCAACUGAAGGGCCUAUUGAAGAGGAGAAACCAACUGAAGGGCCUGCUGUAGAGGGAAAACCAACUGAAGGGCCUGUUGCAGGCGAGAAACCAACUGAAGGACCUAUUGCAGAGGAGAAACCAACAGAAGAAUCUGCUGGAGAGGAAAAAUCAACUGAAGGACCUGCUAGAGAGGAAAAACCAACUGAAGGACCUGUUGCAGAGGAGAAACCAACUGAAGGAGCUGUUGUUGAGGAGAAACCAACUGAAGGUCCUGUUGCAGAGGAAAAACCAACCGAAGAGCCUGUUGCAGAAGAAAAACCAACCGAAGGGCCUACUGCAGAGGAAAAACCAACUGAAGGAGCUGUUGUUGAGGAGAAACCAACUGAAGGUCCUGUUGCAGAGGAAAAACCAACUGAAGGAGCUGUUGUUGAGGAGAAACCAACUGAAGGUCCUGUUGCAGAGGAAAAACCAACCGAAGGACCUAUUGCAGAGGAAAAACCAACUGAAGUACCUGUUGUGGAGGAGAAACCAACCGAAGGACCUGUUGCAGAAGAGAAACCAACUGAAGGGCCUGUUGUAGAGGAAAAACCAACCGAAGGUCGUAUUGCAGAGGAGAAACCAACUGAAGGGCCUAUUGCAGAGGAGAAACCAACUGAAGGACCUGUUGCUGAGGAAAAACCAACUGAGGGACCUGUUGCAGAGGAAAUAGCAACUGAAGGGCCUGUUGCAGAGGAGAGACCAACUGAAGGACCUGCUGUAGAGGAGAGACCAACUGAAGGACCUGCUGUAGGGGAGAAACCAACUGAAGGGCUUGCUGUAGAGGAAAAACCAACUGAAGGGCCUGUUGCAGGCGAGAAACCAACUGAAGGACCUAUUUCAGAGGAAAGGGAAACUGAAAAGGCCGUAGAAGAGGAGCCUAGUGAAGUCACUCCUUCUCAGGAGAUUGUACCAAUAUCUGUAGAAAUUCCAACAGAAAGUCCAAUCGGAGAGAAACCUUUUGAAACUCCUGAAACAGCACCUACGGAAGUUCCUAGUGUAGAAGAAACUGCUAGCUCGUCUGCUCCGAAAGAAGUACCUGAAGUAUUGACAGAACUUCCGGAAGAAAGUUCAGAAGCUGCCAUCACCACAGCUACGGUAGAAGUUUCGCACGCCGAGGAAGCACAAACAGAGAGUAGUAUGUCACAAGAGCAAACAACAAAAACUCCCACUAUUCACGAAGCACCUUCUACGGAACCAACUAUACAAGCUUCAGAGCAGCCUACUGAGGAAGAAAAAUUACCAGAAGGAAGCACUCAAGAACCAGAAUUACCUGCUGAAGCAUCAACUGCAGUUACUCUAGGUGAAACACCCGAGCAAGAAGCUAAAGUGCCUGAGGUUGGUAUCAUGACUGAAAUCCCUGAAGUGUCAUCGGUUGAACCCGGAGCUGUUAAGACAACAGCAGCACCACCUGAAGGAACGAAAUUACCAGAAGGGGAGCAGAAAGUAUCUACUCCCGAAGAAGCUCAAACUGAAAUUCCAUCGAAAGAAGAGGGAACGACUCAAGCUUCUCAAAAGAAGGAAUCAGAGGCUCCUAUUACAGAAGAGAAAGUUCCAGGUGUAUCGCUUGUAACACCCAAAGAAGGAGAAAUUCAGGAGACGACACCCUAUGCAGAAAUAGCGCCGAAGGUCACAACUGAACAAAUAGCAGAACAGUCCACUCUAGCUGAAAGACUUCCGGAAAAAGAAUUAUCCACAGAAGCUCCUUAUAUACCAUCAGAAAUUCCAGGAGAAGGCAAUUGUCUCGUCGAAGGACAAUCUUACAGCAACAACUCUAUAAUUCCUCCAGCCAACCCUUGUCAACUUCAAUGUCGUUGCAUCAGUAGCAUCAUUCAAUGCGACCUUGUUCAAUGCCCACCGCCUCCCAAUCAUUUAUCGAACUGCAUGCCAAUUUAUACUAGCAAGGAUGCCUGCUGCCCGAUGUACACCUGUGACUCGACACCUACAGCAGGGUUGGAGUCCGAUAAUCAUAUGAUCGAACACGAAACGCCUAAAUACGAAGAGGAACAGAAAACUGUAUCACCGACAGCUGAAGUUCCAGUGAAGGAAGGCACAACAGAAGCUAUCAAGGAACAUUCGACUAUGGCACCAGAAAUGCACAUAUCCGGUGAAGAAACGACUGAACAGACAUAUGCACCUGGUUUCUCCGAAGAAAAGCAAACGACGCCGAAAUCUGCAGAACCUGAACACGUACAAACGUCUACCGUUGGAGAAGCUGCCAAAGAAUCUGAAGAACAAACUCUUAGUCCAGUAUCUCCACAGAUAGAGUCUUCUAGUCAAAUACCUCCAGAGGAAGCGAAAGAAACUUCACCAGAAAUAUUAAGCACUUCUAUGAAAAUCCCAGAGGAGCAGGUAACCAAGAUUCCAUCUACGGAACAACCAAUCGAAGGGCAGGCUCCUGAAAAGCAACCUUCAAGUACUGCUGUGAGUGGGGAACAGACAAUUAUAACGACAGAAGGAGUCCAAGAAGAACAAACUACUGUUGGAAUUGAAAAGGAAGCUUCUACCACGAUAAGGCCAACAGCUGAACAACCAUCCAUUCCAUCUGCUGAAGAAGGAGAAAAAUCUGUAGAAGGCGAAGAACAAAUAACUGUUUCACCUGCAGUUUCAGAAGAAGGUAUAAGCAAGGAACCUGAAGUUCCAAGCUCUUCCAUAUUGCCAGAGGUUGCAGUGACGGAAGGUGAACCUUCAGUGAAUGUUGAAACUCAAGGACCACUAGAAGAAGGCACUACUGUGGGCCCAGAAUCGGUAACACAGCCUGAAAAAGGAGUAAAGGAAACUAAGCCAGCUGAAGAGGAAAAACCUGCUCAACCUGAACAGCCUACUACAGAAGGUGGAUUACAGACAGCCCAACCUGGUGAAGCAGAAUAUGAAAGAACAUCCAUACCACCUGUUGAAGUGUCUACUUCACAAGAAGGUGCAACAGCAGGCGAAGAACAUGAAGUGACUCAUGUGGAACAGGGAACUGUUAAACCAACUGAAGGUGAAACACCCGUAACGGCAGAAAUGGAAAUGACUGCACCUAAUGUGACUAAAGAAGGACCAAGUAGCACAGAAGCACUCGGAGAAGGAAUAACCUCACCAUCAAUGGGUGCAGAAACUACAAAGGAACCAGAAACUGUUUCAGAAACUACUCCAGAAGAAGAACAUGCCGCACCCGAAAGAACUGAACAAACUUUGAUACCUACUACUUUAGCAGAAGACGGAAUUAAGGAAACCGUAGUUAAGAUGACUACGACAACACCCGAAGAACAACCUGUGAAGGUACCCGAGGAACAGUUACCAAGUUCUACCGAAGCUGCUGAGGUAAGCACUCAGCAACCCUCGACAUCCACUGAAACGGAGGAAACGGUAGAAAAAGAGGGGGUCACUGAGGAACAACUAAAUAUCGUUAAAAUGAAACCUGAACAGGAAACUACACCACCACCUAAGGAGCAACAACCUGAAGUAAUACCAGCAGUGGAAGAAACAGCAGAAUCUGUUUCACCAGUUGCAGAGGAAACUACACCAUCGUCGGAAGCUACGCAAUCUCCUGUAUCUCAGGAAACUAUUACAGAAGCAACACCCGAGGCUAGUACCGUGAGAGCAGCUCCUGAAUUGACUUCUCCUCAAACACAAACCGAACAACCUUCAGUGGAGAAGGAAACUGGGGCACCUGCUACUGAAGAAGUGGUUACAGAAGGAAUUAAGGAACACCCUAUUGAACCAGAGGAGCAACCGGGUACUGAGAAAACAAUUAUAGCUCCCGUUGAAGGUAAAGUGCCUGAAAUUACAGCACCAACUGAAGUUCCAGAAGAAGUAACAAAGAAAGAAGAGCAAGUGACAGAAUCUGUAGUACCAUCUGAGGAAACUACAAUGCCAGUUGUAACUGUGGGAGAGCAGAAACCUAAAGAGGGAACUGAGGCACCCGCAGAAACGACCAAAAUGCCUGAUAUGGUAGAUGAAGGAAUUACAGCUACAAGAAAAGAACAACCUAGUGCAACACUACCUCCAGUUGUGGAAAUCAGUUCCACAGUAGCACCAGAAGAAAUUCCAAUUUCACCAGAACAGACAACGGAAGGGCAGAAACCUCUAUCAGAAGGCGAAGGUGUAACAGAAGAGAAGGCUACGACUGUGCCAAGUGAAAUGGGUUCAACUCCUGAAGAACAAUCUUCUGUGAUAGAAGAAAAACCGGAAGAAGAAAUGCCAGAAAUUACGCAGAAGACUGAAGUACCAUCUGUGGAAGAAGCAACAGGCAAACCAGUGGAAGAAACAGCAACGGGAAAACCAGUCGAAGAAGCAGCAACAGGCAAACCAGUUGAAGAAGCAGCAACAGGAAAACCAGUUGAAGAAGAAGUAACAGGCAAAACAGUAGAAGAAGAAGCAACAGGUAAACCAGUCGAAGAAGAAGCAACAGGCAAACCAGUCGAAGAAGAAGCAACAGGCAAACCAGCGGAAGAAGUAGCAACAGGAAAACCAGUGGAAGAAGAACAGACGCAUGUUGAAGAGCAAACAACUCCAGUAGAGGAAGUCGUAAAGGUAACUGAAGCUGUUUCUAAGGCACCUGCAGAGGCUAGUUCUACUGAAAUACCAGUGAAGAUAGCGACUGAAGAAACAACAGAAGAAGGAUUAUCUGUGAUACCAGAAAAAGCACUUCCUACCGAAAGACCUGUGCAAGCUACCGAAGAACCAGUGCAAGCUACCGAAGGACCAGUGCAAGCUACCGAAGGACCAGUGCAAGCUACUGAAGGUCCUCUUCAAGCACAUGAGGAAGAAUAUUCGACCGAAGCUCCCGAAAACAUAACUCCUGCAGAAGAGGUUCCGACGCCAGAAGUUCCAGAGAAAGAGAUUCCAACUGCAGUACCAGAAGAAGCAAUUACUACGGAGACAGCAGAGAAGGAACUUCCUAGCGAAGUUUCAGAGGAAGCUCAUCCUACCAAAGCACCAGAAGAGGUUCUUCCAGAAAAGGAGAAACCGACCGAGACAACAGAUGGUCUUCCUGAAGAAGAGAAGCCUGGCGAGGUAACUGAAAAGACUCUUUUUGAAGAAAAGACACCUGCUGAAGUAACUGAGGUGAUUCCUGAAGAAGGAAAGCCAGUCGAAGCUGAACAGCAAACAGUUGAAUCCGAAAAAGAAGUUCCUCAAACUACUGAAAGUAUUUCAUUCAAAGAACAAUUACCUGAAUUAGCAUCAAAUUUGACUAAAACUCCUCAAGUUGAAGAACAGACAACUAAGCUUCCUAUCACUGCCGGAGAAGAAUUAUCGCAGUCAACGACACCAGUAGCUGAAGCUGAAGCAACGUCUCCUCAAGAAGGAGAAGUUCCAGUGUCUCCAGCUGAAGCUACGGAAGCUACAACAAAGGAAGCUGAACCAAGUCAACCUUCAGAGGAAACACAGCCUGCCGUAACGGAAACACAGGCUGCUGUAACAGAAGCACAGCCUGCUGUAACAGAAGCACAGCCUGCUGUAACAGAAGCACAGCCUGCGGUAACAGAAGCACAACCUGCUGUAACAGAAGCACAGCCUGCGGUAACAGAAGCACAGCCUGCGGUAACAGAAGCACAGCCUGCGGUAACAGAAGCACAGCCUGCGGUAACAGAAGCACAGCCUGCGGUAACAGAAGCACAGCCUGCGGUAACAGAAGCACAGCCUGCGGUAACAGAAGCACAGCCUGCGGUAACAGAAGCACAGCCUGCGGUAACAGAAGCACAGCCUGCGGUAACAGAAGCACAGCCUGCGGUAACAGAAGCACAGCCUGCUGUAACAGAAGCACAGCCUGCUGUAACAGAAGCACAGCCUGCUGUAACAGAAGCACAACCUGCUGUAACAGAAGCACAACCUGCUGUAACAGAAGCACAACCUGCUGUAACAGAAGCACAGCCUGACAUUUCAGAAGCACAACCUACUACCAAACCAGCAAUUGAAACUUCAACACAAGGAGCAGAAGAACACCCAGGAACUGAAAAGACUCCUGAGGAAGAGCACGCAGUUCCAGUGUCAACGGAACAGCCUCAAGAAAAGAGUACAAUUGAACCAACGCUUUCUGAAGAGCACAAAAAAGGAGAACCUCACGAGCUGCCAACGGAACCAUCAGUUGAAUCAGCCGAGGAAGAAGAAGAAGAGGUAGAAGAAGCUGCAUUGCCAGAAGCACCCUCGACAACCGAGAAAGAAGAGCCAUCUGAAGGUCAACUGCCAAGUGGAUUUGACGAGCAUCUUCCACCAGUGAAUCACACAUUUGAAACCACUGAACGACCUGUACAACCAACUAUAUACGAACGACCUACGAGUACUCUAGCUCCGCAAGUUCCUGAAUAUCCUGAUCAAUCGGUAACUGGAGAAGACAAUCCACACUUCCCUACACAUGGUGGCAGUUACUUGAGUCCCGAUGAAGAUUACGACGAAGAUGAUCAAGCUAUUUACGGACCAGGAACUUGCCGAUAUGGCGGCAAAGUUUAUGUGUCGGCGCAGCAAAUUCCAAGAGAUGAUCCAUGCGACUUCUGCUUCUGCUUCAGAAGCGACAUCAUUUGUCUGCAACAAAGCUGUCCACCGCCGAUCCCAGGUUGUCACGAGGAACCGAUCAGUGGAUUCUGUUGUCCAAGAUACGAGUGUCCUGUGUCAAUGGCCACGUCGCUUAAUAUCACCACAACGACGACCACGACGACGACCACGUUGCCGCCGCACUUCCACGCUCAUGCAUAUAAGGGAGCUGCGAAACGAAGCGGCUGUCAAAUUCGCGGACAAGCGUAUCGUGUUGGAGAAGUUAUUAGGUCCGCGUCAGGACCUUGCCUUCAGUGCACUUGCGGUGGUGAUGGCAACAUGAAAUGUGAUCCACGAGUGUGUAGUCCGGAGCCGAUGUUGAGGCAAAUGAUCGCAGCGGCUACGGCCAGAAGGAGGAGAUGAGCCGACCAACACGAUCCCGGGGAUCCGUCGAAUAAACAUACGCACAAGGAAGUCUAGAGCAGGAUCAGUGUUGUAUAAAAGUGAAUUAAAAAUAUUCUAAACUAUCUAAAUGUCGCGGAAACACAGACUGUAAUGUGCUUCGGCGAUCACGAACUGAGUGGCCAAAACCGUAAACGUUUAUAUUAUAAUAUUAUAUUAUGUUAUAUAAAGAGAAAAAAAAGAGAGGAAGAAUGAGAUAGAGAUAGGAAUAGAGAACGAGAGAGAGAGUGAGAGAGAGCGCGAGAGAGGGAGAGAUCGAUGAGCACGUGUAAUGGAAGGGACUAAAGGAACAAAAAAGAAAGAAACGAAGAAUUUAGCUAUGUAAAACAAGGCUCGUUUUUAGUGCCAAACGUGAAACAGAAACAAGUAAACCAGUGGAACGAAAAGGGAUAUUAGUGGAGAAAUAUUUCGUGAUAGUUCCAUGUCUUACGCCAUUAUCUUUUUUCUUUUUUUUUUACACGUAAAAACGAUGGUUAUAAAGGAAGAGAAAAAGCGAUUAAUGAAAAAAAAGUUGCUGAACGUACGAGACUUAUGACUGUGCCUUCGUCAGUGCCGACAACAGCGGCACUAAACUUUCGUUCCGUGACAGCCAGACACGGCGCUAAUUUUAGCCACGAUCAUCGUCGUUGAAGCUUGAUAUUCUCGAGGAAUCGUCGUUAGGAAUUAAAUGUGGUGAUGGGAUACAAACGUUUAAAACGAUAAAUGCGUUUCAGUCGAACGCGACCAAAAAAAGAAAUAAAUAGAUAAAAAAGCGAAGAAAAUAUACGAACCUUGGUACAUACGAAACGAUUUCCUAUACAGUGACAUUGUAACAGCAAUAUCAGAGAUUGUACGAGGGAUAACCACGAGAUCUUUUUCUUAGCGUGAAGCCUUGUUGAUUUCCCGCGUACGAUCGAAUGCGUGAGAAUUCGAUUCACGCGACAAGAAAUGUAAGCGCCACGUAGCACAUUGCUCUUGUAAUACCACUGUAGAAACUUGAACAACGAUGAUCCACGGCGAUCUGCCGUACGAUCGCGAUAGAUCCAAAUCGUUUCAUGGCUGACACGCGUCGUGCGCUAACGAUCAGUCCACAUCUACUCACGUCUGCUGACGUUCACGCGUGUUCGAAUGCGAUCGACAAGAUACUAGAAAUAUCAACGCCGCAGAUCCAUGACAAACUGCCCAGUCAAUAAUUUCUUCCAACUAUUUUUUACGCAACAACAUUCCUCUAUAGAAUUUUUAUAAUAUCCUUCGUCUUCCUAUAAAUCACGAACGCGAUAAUACACCGAAUGUAUUAAGUUGGUGGAAAAGACGUAUUAAAAUUAUAAAAUCCACUAAGCAUUCAAAUUUAAACGCAUCCUGUCAACUGAAAAUUAUUUCUUACGACAUAUUUGAAAAUGUUUCUACAAUAUGCAUGUAAUUUAGAAUAUAGAUUCCAAACAUACGUAACUUGUUAUUCUUUUGAUACAUAAAUUUGAGAUAUCAUUUUAUAAUGUUUAGAGUUUAAGAUUCAAGGCGACGUCAGUCAUUGUUUAAUAUGUCGAUUCCACCAAUUACACAUACGAGUAAAUUCCUUUCCUUAUCGCGAUAGAUCCGUGUAAUAAGCUAAGAUCGUAUUCAAGCACGCGCGCCUGUAUGUGUGCGUGCGUCUGUGUGCAUGGUACAUUUAUAUGUUUUAAAGAUAAAAUGAAAAGAAAGAAAAAGCCACAAAGACAAGACGAAAGGUACGCGUAUCUCAAAGCUCAAACAGCGGCUCGCGCGGAGGACCGAACGCGAAUUUGCUUCUCCGGCGAGCUGGCGUCAUUAUACAUAUAUAUAUAAAUAUAUAUAUAAAUAUAAAUAUAUACAUUUAUACGAUUCUUUAUACACACUGUACCCCCUAAAAUAAUAACACUUAACGAUGUUCUAUACGUUUGUAUGAAAGCAUAUUAAUUAUAUCUAUACGAUGAUCGUUCUUCGUUCUCUAGUCUCAAAGUGUCACGGGGAUUGUGGUUCUACGAUAUAACGUGUCCACCACUUCACUCCUGCGAUUUAUCCGUAAACAGUCAAUUAGAAUUUGAUACCCAUUUUACUAAGCCAUACCGCGUGGAAAACACCCGAGGAACAAGCGGAAAGUGUUCGUUCACGUAUACAAGGAGUCGAAUGUGAAACACAUUGUCAGAAACGCUUUGAGACUCUGGAACUUGGGGCCAUUUAGGUGUAAUAGAACGAACGCUAUUAUUAUCGCAGAAAGUACCGCGCAAGAUAGCUGUCCCUGUAAUUUAUAAUACGAACGAUAGACCACACGUAUUAAAGUUCUGUCUUCCUGAAAAAAUUCUGUCUUCAAGCGAAUCCCGUCGAAUGCUUUUCUGUAUAUGCGUUCGUUAAUUUAGCUCGUAAUUUCCGCGGACAAACGAACGUGAAACAUUCGCGAAUAAAGGCGGUUUGAAAAACACGAGUAUGAAUAGGGAAGAAAUUUCUGCCGGAAGGAAUUAGGAGAACGUAGUGUAACCAUAGUGCUUCCAAUGGCAACUCGAUCGUGAUAUAAAUGGCCAUAUUAUUACUGUCACUGUCUCGAAGAUUAUCUUUACAUACGUAAACACAUCCGAUAAUAAAGUUAAAAUACAUAGAA
Molecule: messenger RNA, 15408 nt
Organism: Bombus pascuorum
Lineage: Eukaryota; Metazoa; Arthropoda; Insecta; Hymenoptera; Apidae
Product: titin-like
Exons: 7
Coding region: 594-12779 (4061 amino acids)
Molecular function (GO): protein binding
Source: RefSeq, a predicted model, not a curated record